AUGCUCCCAAUUGACCUACAGAUGUUCUUCCCGACUUGGCUAUUGCUUCUGUCCCUUCUUGUGUCUUGUUUCAUAGCCCAGGAUGUGCCGGCUCACAGCAGGUUUGAGUACAAGUACAGUUUCAAGGGGCCACAUGUCACCCUUCCUGAUGGAACUGUACCCUUUUGGGAGACCUAUGGAGAUGCGAUUCCUGGUCCUGAUGAAGUUCGCCUUGUUCCUUCAUUGAAGAAUCACAAAGGCUCAAUGUGGACUAAGAACAAUGCUUCUUUUCCGCACUGGGAGGUGGAGAUUUUUAUAAGGAUCUCUGGUCAUGGACGUGAAGGGGCUGAGGGACUGGCAUUUUGGUAUACGAGGGAAAAAGGAGAACUGGGCCCAGUAUUCGGCUCUUCAGAUCUUUGGGAUGGAGUGGCAAUCAUUUUUGACACCUUUGAUCAUGAUUCUAAGGGAAAUAAUCCAGCAAUUGUCAUUGUGGGCAAUAACGGCAAGCUGACGUACGACCACUUGCGGGAUGGCUCAAGUCAAGCACUAGGCACUUGUAUGGAACAUUUCAGGAAUACAAUUCGCCCAUUCAGGGCAAAGAUAACCUAUUAUAAAAGAACUCUACGAAUCUCUGUAAGAACGGGGUUUUCACCCAGUCACAAGGCCUAUCAGGUGUGUGCUGAGGUGCCCAACAUGGUGAUCCCAUCCACUGGAUACUUUGGAAUCUCGGCAGCCACAUCCGCUCUAGCAGAUGACCAUGAUGUUCUCUCUUUUAUGGUAUACAGUCUAAGCGCAACCUGGGAAGAGUCUCCAGGAGCUCAGAUCCCAAAGGAAGAGAGAGAAAGGUUUGAGAAAGAAUAUGAGGAAUUUCAGAAAGAACUUGAAAAGAACAUGGAAGACUUCCAGAAGACAAAUCCUGUACAAGAUGGGGAUGAGUUUCAAUCAGACAGUCAACGGGAACUGGAGAUGAUCAUAUUUGGACAGACUCGGUUGCUGGAGGAGGUGAGAGUACUGAAAACCAGACUGAACAUGACUCUAGAGGAACAGAUCAGGCAGCGAGACAUCUUAAGUCGCUCUAAAAUCAAUGAGACCACCACUGUGAGCCAGGAACAUGUCCACAGUACUCUUGAAACCGUCAUGAAUGGAAUGCCAGAUCUUCUCUCCAUGAUAAAGGAUCUCAAGAAAGACCUAAAAAAAAUGGCCAAAGACCUGUCUUCCUCUAAGGGGUCAGAAAGCACUACCAAUAGCAGUGCCAAAGAAGUGAAGGAUGAUUUCAGCAAGAUAAGGAAAAGUCUGCAGAGCCUUGUGAAACCUCCGGCCAGCUCACAUGCAUCAUCUUGUCCUUCGAGCAAUGCUUACUCUUCCUGUUUGUCCAGUGGCGUUUUCCUGACCUUUCUCUUGCUUCAGAGUUUGUGCACAGUGGCUUUCAUGUUCUUCAGAAUUCUCCCAUCUCUAAAAGGAAAGCCAAACAAAAUCUACUAAAAAAUUAUACUGAAAAAGGAAGCAAAGAACUGCGACAGCUGAACUUGAUCUCCUUGUCUGAGAGAAAGUCCU
Bufo bufo (common toad) is the source of this 1533-nucleotide messenger RNA. RefSeq names its product lectin, mannose binding 1 like (gene LMAN1L). The transcript has 14 exons. Gene Ontology annotation, biological process: Golgi organization; endoplasmic reticulum organization; endoplasmic reticulum to Golgi vesicle-mediated transport. The record is from RefSeq and is a predicted model, not a curated record. Gene Ontology annotation, molecular function: D-mannose binding. The coding region runs from base 1 to 1461 and encodes 486 amino acids. Gene Ontology annotation, cellular component: endoplasmic reticulum membrane; endoplasmic reticulum-Golgi intermediate compartment; COPII-coated ER to Golgi transport vesicle. Lineage: Eukaryota; Metazoa; Chordata; Amphibia; Anura; Bufonidae.